Molecule: messenger RNA, 599 nt
Organism: Lymnaea stagnalis (great pond snail)
Lineage: Eukaryota; Metazoa; Mollusca; Gastropoda; Lymnaeidae
Source: the annotation of a GenBank genome assembly
GGGAGGAUCUGGUCGGCAGCUUCGCCGGUGAGGGCGGAGUCCUCAGGCGGGUCAGUUCAUUUUGAUGCGUUUGAUCUAUUCGUUUAGAGUAUACGUUGUUAAACACGCCAUAUCUGUUGGUUCCUUAAUGCUUCAUGUUAAAGGGAAAUCGGGACAUGCAAUAAAGAUUAGGGAAGCUUAAUAAAUAGUUUAUGGCAUUUAUGUUUUUUUAGGCAAGAUAUUCUGUUUAUUCUGCUGGUCUUGUCAGAGAUCUUAAAGUGUGUCUUUAUAUUUAAGAUUGAGGAGUCCCCGUCGGCUUCAAAGCCGGCUCUGGCUCAGACCCUACCCAGCAAACUUCUAACGACGACCAGAGAUGACAUUGCUAACGUUACCACAGCCGGACCGUCCAUCGCGGAAGCACUUGCUCUGUCAACCAUGGAGCCGUCGAGCCCCCCAACCAUCGAGCCCUCGCAGCCUCCAAGAGCUUUCACCACCGUUGUGCCGCAGAGUACCGUAACAGGUGCAGGGGUCCCUGCCCCGGAAACUGUCGCUGUGCCGAAAGAUGGGACGACGGAGGACACACACGUCGAUCACGGGGUGAAUGACGUCACGACGACAUC